Xiphophorus hellerii (green swordtail) is the source of this 2496-nucleotide messenger RNA. RefSeq lists its product as uncharacterized. Bases 181 to 1407 code for a protein of 408 amino acids. Gene Ontology annotation, biological process: activation of innate immune response. The transcript is spliced from 2 exons. Lineage: Eukaryota; Metazoa; Chordata; Actinopteri; Cyprinodontiformes; Poeciliidae. Gene Ontology annotation, molecular function: RNA binding; double-stranded DNA binding; zinc ion binding. The record is from RefSeq and is a predicted model, not a curated record.
ACGCCCACUCUGCGUUAGUCAGCUGUUUGUUUGCACAGCGGUAGGGGUAACAUUUUUUUUGCAGCUCUGUUUUUUCGUUCUUUUUUGGAUUUUGGAACCUUUUUUGGUGUUUUUUUUUAUUUUGUAGAAUUACCUCCCCACAGUUUUCUACUGUUGGGGAGGGGUUUUCUCCUUUUUGUAAUGGAGUUGUCAAAGAACAAGCGGACGGAUCCCUCGGUUUUGGACAAUUUGGAAAGGAACACGGAAACAAGCUUCGAACAAGUGAAAAUGACUGGAGUAUUUGAAAAAGAAAACACGGUCCAGAUUGAAGUUGUGGGAGACGAAAAGAUUUCAGUGCUAGACCUGAUGAAAAACAUACGCUUUCUGUGUGGAGGUUUAUUAGCAUGUCGAGUAUUAUCGGACAAGAAAUUUGAAAUCACAUUAAGCAAUGAAAAAGCAAAAAAGAGACUUUUGGACGGAUUCAAGAUGGGAUCAUCUACAAUACACGCCAAAGAACUUAUAAAUGAUGAACUGGUGGUCUCCUUCUUAACGUUACCAGCUUACAUCACAGACGAGGAGAUUUUAAGCAAGUUACAUACUUGGGGAGUUAAAGCAGUGUCAGAAAUCAAGCGUCGGGUGUGGCCGGGAACGAAGAUUGCCGAUGGAACACGGUUUGUAAAAGUCAAAUUUACUGAAACUGUACAGUCUCUGCCUUAUUCUGCCAGAUUUAACACAGCUCUUGGUCCAGAAUAUUUCAGAGUUAUUCAUGAUAGACAGGUUAAAGUUUGCAGGAUAUGUUUACAACCGGGCCACAUUGUCAGGGACUGUCCUGAUUUUUGCUGUCAUUUCUGCGGAGUCCAGGGGCAUUAUGUGAGAGAAUGCUCGGAAAAAAAACAGGAAAAGAAAUGUCAAAUCUGCCAAAAUCAAAUAGAUAAAUGCAUUUGCAACUUAAGUGAAUCUGAUGAUCAAGACCAGGGUCUGACAGCGGACUUCAAGGAAGCUGAUACGCAGAGCGGAGAGGAAAGCGAAAUGGAGGGGGAAGUGGAAGAGAAUGAGCAGGUGGAGGGAGGUGAGGAAGAGCUGAGCGAGUGCAUGCCAAGUGCUGAGUGGUCUGUGGCCAGAGCGCCGGACGCAGAGGUGUCCGGUGCGCUGGCUAUGGGCGAAGUAUCCAAAAACGGUAAAAACACAGUCGAAGAGGAGCGGGAAGAAGUCGCUGCGCCUCUUCCCCCUGUAGCCGAAGGAAACUCGCAGCUUCUAUCGCCGACCCAUCUGCCGUCUUUUCAGACCCCGCUGAGCGCUUUGCCGCGGACGCUCAAAAUAGUGGACUAUGUAGAGUCGGAUCCUGAUCUUGAUCUUACAAAAAUAAUACAAACUAGGAAAAGACUGGCAAGCCUAGCAACAAAACCCAAAAGAAAAGUAAAAAAAUGACUAUGGCAACUUUUUUCCACUUAACACUAAUGCUCCUUCUCUCGCUUAAUGCCCGUGGGCUCAACAGGGAAGAAAAGGUGAACGCAGUCAUUUUUCAAUCGCAUUUCGAUAUACUCUGUCUACAAGAAACAAAGUGGGAUAUUUCAAAAGAAAAAGAGAUGUCACAUAAAUGGAAAGGGAAAAUGUUUUCAUCUACAUCAAGUACUCAAGCGGGUGGGGUUGCCAUUUUUAUGAGGGAGGGUCUGUUUAACAAUUGUCAUUUAAUUCAUAAAGAUAAGCAGGGUAAACUUAUCAUAAUAGAUUUCUUUUACAAUAAUAAAUCAUGUAGGUUAAUUAAUAUUCAUGCACCAAACAUAGAUACACACAGGAAAAAGUUCUUUAUUGGUUUAAGACAAUGGAUAGUUACAAAUUGUAUCAUAAUAGGAGACUUUAACAUAACACUAACAAAAUCUGACGUUUCAAAUAACUGCACAUUUUCUGAGGAUUAUAGCAGGAACACACUUUUUGACAUUAUUACACAAAAUAGUUUGAUAGAUAUUUGGAGACUUUUUCACCCAGGUAAAAAACAAUUUACCAGAAAACAGGUCAUUUUAGGAAAACUGAAACAAUCACGACUCGACUUGUGCCUGAUCUCGUCUUCUCUUGUCCCCGAGGUGUCAUCCUGUCUCAUCCGGGACAACGUCUGGAGUGACCAUUCCUUCCUGCAGGUUGAGAUGGGAAGAGGCAUCAGAAAUGGGGGUCUCUGGUGUCUGAAUGCUGCUCUUCUUCAGGAUGAGGCUUACAGAGACCCCGAGACUUUAGAGCACCUGUUCCUCCACUGUCCCGGCUGCACCCUCUUCUGGAACAAGAUCCAUCAAAUCAUCAACAACAUCUCUACAUCGGACGACAACAACUGGGACUCAAUCAGACUUUUUGGAAUCACAUCUUCUCUCGGACAUUUAACAAAGACACAAUUUAACCUCUGUAACAUCAUUCUUUCCCUGGCCAGGCACACCAUCUACAUUUCCAGAAAUCUUCAACUCUAUGAUAACAAGAAAGUGGACCGUUGGAAGCUUUUUUCAGGACUAUUGCAAAAUCAUCUUAAAACAG